Messenger RNA from Durusdinium trenchii, 879 nucleotides. The record is from the annotation of a GenBank genome assembly. NCBI's taxonomy places the organism in Eukaryota, Dinophyceae, Suessiales, Symbiodiniaceae.
AUGGUGGUGGUGAUUGUCCUUGUUCUAGUCACUCUAGUCCUGGUUGUCGCUGACGCUCCUUCAGCUGAGGAGGAAGUUGAGGCUGUGGCAGGCAAAGGUCCAGCCAUGGAAUCUGUGAGCUACGAUGGGUACAUACUAAAGGGCCCAAAGGCCACACGCCCAGAACGACUUCCAGGUGCUGCCAAGCCUGCUCCAGAGAGUUUAGCUUCGAAGGAGAUGUUUGAUCCCACCACCUUUGUGCCUCGAGAGAAGGACAUCCACCCCUACUUGAAGCCUGGCCUUGUGCCGUGGUUGGUGAUCCUUUGGUGGAUCAGCGGCGUGCUGAUUCUUUUGCAGGCUUCCGGCUGGAAAGCACUGCGGGUAGCCCCACUGAUCCGUGAUAGUGAAGAGGGACCUCAGCCGAUUGAGCAGGGCGCAGCUUUCCUGUGGCUUGAACUUGAGGAAAGCCGCACCUCCACGUCUCAGCCGCUCCUGGGAGAGAAGAUCGAAACCACUUGGCCUUCUGGUGCCUUCCCACGUCGCCUUGCGUGUGCAACAGAUGGUGCCAAUGUCAUGCUGGCAGCUGCAAGCCGCUUCGGCCUUUUCCAGGCUGCCAUGUCGCUGAGCGAUGCUUGGCUGGGUGAAGGUGAUGCAGCUGCAGGUACUCAGCAUUGUGCCUACGCAGAGACCACCAGUGGCCGACUAGUAGAGUUGAAGUCUGGCCUUGGAGGUUCGGGUCGGCCAGAUUGGCUCCCAACACGGGUGCUGAUGGCUGACACUCACAAAGCAAUGCGCAGAGGUGGUGAUUUGCAUAUUUUGGGCGACCGAUACUUGGGGAUGCUGGGCGCUGAUGGCGCUGAACUCCGAGCUUUUGAUGUCCAGAAUUCAGGCGCCAAAUAG